AUGCUGCAAUACCUUCGUUCAAAGGGGUCCAGUAUGCAUAUGCUUCAGAAUUCGUUCUCCAACUAUUUCAGACAAAUCAUCCUUCAGCCAAGGAAACUGGCCACUGAUCUGCACCAGAUGGACACCUCGACCUUCUUACUCACUGCAAAGUAUUUCCGCAGUGGCAUGAGCAUAGAGAUUGCAUUUACCACCAUUGACUUUGGGGACAUUAAAAACCAGUUAAUGCAGAUGCCCGGAGGGAACCGUUCUCUCUUUGAGACCAGCUGGAAGAAAUGUUUACCGUUGAUCAGUUCCUUUCAGUGUUUGGAGCUGGUGAUUGAGGUGCUGAGACUGACUUCAGGCAUCUACCUACAGCCGGAGAUGGUUCUGAGCCUGCCCAAAGAUCUUCAUGAAGAGACAUUUAAAAAUAUAACAACAGUUUUUAAGGAGCUCUAUAACAAAAUGGCUGCUCGCACACAAAGCGCGAUAUAUGAAUGGAUGAGGCAAACACUGCAACGAUCCUAUAAACCACCUGGGCUGAGUGGGUCAGGAUCGUGGAUCACUGCUGAGAACCUGUGGUUUUUGGGUCAAUAUAUUGUCCACCUGCCUCUUGAGGAGAUCCAGAAGAUCAACCUUAAUGAGAUUCGACUAUUCAUUAAUUAUGACAAUGCGACAAAGCAGCUGGAUUCAGUGUAUGACAUUACACCUGCAACUGCCAAAGCUUUCCAAGAAAGGAUUGAUGCCAGUGGCUUUGACUUGAUCAACACUUCCACAGUGUACAGACUUGGUCUUCUGGUCUGUUUCUUCGACAACGUCCAGGAGCUGGACGCAGGGGAGGCUCGCAGCUUACUGCACCAGAUGAUAAAGUGCAACCGUCUCAAGGGGUUCCAAGUUGCUGUGAGGAAGUUGAAAUCCCAGCUCCUGGAAUUAGUUCUAAAAAAUCAAACCCUGAAUGAAUCGUUGGACUCCAUCUCUGAUGCAAUUGCUGGGCUGUCCUUCACACAGCUUGAAUCACUGUCCCCAGAAGCUGUGCGGAACGCCAUUUCUGUUUUAAGGAUGGUGACCGGGUGGACAAAGAGCCAGAUGAUCAUCCUCAUCGACAAGUUUAUUGGUGACAGUAAGCAGUUGUCAGUGUUUAACAUUAGCCAGUUGGGCGAGCUCAUGUUGGGAGUCAGCGCAGGCUUGUUGUACAACAUGAGCACUGAGGGACUGGCUCAGGCUGUAAGAGGCACACUGUCUGAACAUGCUGCACAGCUUUCCGCAGUCCAACGCAUGGCAGUGGUCACUAAGAUGGUCGAAACCAGUGAUAUCUCUUCUGUGUUGGACCUGUUGAAUGGGUCCUUCUUAAAAGAGUUGUCUCUCUCCAGCCUGCUUAAAGUAAAAGACUACAAUAUUACUCGGCUUGACCACAAGGAGCUGAGGAGAAGUCAGGCUUUGUAUCUUUACAAUGUAGUGUCUGAUGGGAAGCCUGGCAGUGAAAUAAUCAGUGUUGGAGAGUUAGCGAAAGGUUUAACCUGUGAACAAAUCCAAUCCUUGGACAACACAACAUUUCUCCCAGUUGCUGAAGUCUUGAAAAGUAAUCUAGACCUUCUGUCAUCUCAUCAGUUGAACUGCCUGGCAUGGAAGUACCAACAAGAAGCACCCGCGUUAAUGCCCCCGCUUCUUCUUGCAACCCUGCCCCCUGUUGUUCUGGAAGAUGCAGCACAAUCUGUUUGCAGACUGUUGUUGUUCAGCCUGGGCAGGGCUGAGCUCCAGUUAAUCAUUCCCGACUCCACAAAGAGGAAUGAAGUGAUCAGAAGAGCAUUGCAGUGUCUGAAUUACACACUGCAGGAUGAGUAUGAUGUGGAUGUCUUGGGUGGAAUGAUUUGCUAUUUGUCGCCACAAACCAUCAAAACGAAUAUAUCCCUCAAAGCACUGACUGAAGCAUUCAUGCAGUUCAGGUCUUGCAAGAACCUCAGCAAUGACCAGAAAAUAGAAAUUCGAAAUAAAAUUAGAGAAUAUUAUAGCACUCCAACUGUCUGGCAACCUGAAUUGAUACAAGAUUUGGGAUCUUUAGUUACAUUCUUGUCAAAGGAGGAUCUGACCAUUGUUGCUGAAAAGUUUCCAGAUGUAUUGCUGCAGUUAGCUUUGGAUGUCAAGGGGAUGGCCAUAUUUCAGGAUUUUCUGGCUGUGGUGUUCAGCACUCUCAUAAAAGGAACUGAGAACGAUAAACUCUCCAGUCUGACUCCAGGUUGCCGUGGAUUUACAGUACCUUCUUUUGAUCAGAUACUCAAGCUGGCCGAUGCCAACUCCUAUUGGUCAGUCCAGGAACUAAGCUGCAUGUCCACUCAGACUUUUAUCAAAAGUGUCGAGCACCUUGGUGCCCUGAAGAGUUUUGACAUGAUACAACUCAUUGCUCUAAAGGACAAGGCCAAGAUGGCUUGGGGCCCAAUUCGAAGCUGGAAGAAAUACCAGGUUGUUGCACUUGGACGAAUUGCGCUGGCUUUAAAUGAGAGUGAAAUCAAAGAGCUGGAGCUUGGUUCCAUUGACACUGUCGCUGCCCUGAGCCAACAGAAAGAGUGGACACCAACACAGGCUAGGUCUGUGUUGGAAGGCUUCCUCCGAGACUCUGGUAUGACUAUUGAUGCAAUGAAGGAAUGGGACCUAGUUGGAUUAGGAAGCAUGUUGUGUGCAAUGACUGACCAGGAGGUCAUCUUCUUGAGUGCUUCAACCUACAGUGCUGCAGCUGCAAGGAUCAGUGAGAUUGUCUGCGGAGUGGAGAUCCUCCAGGAACUGCUGAAGAAAGCAAGAUAUGGUUUUGGAAAUGUCACUGCAUGGGACAACUUCAUUCUCCAGGAGGUUGGAACAGUAGCAGCUGGAAUCCGUAAGGAAGAGAUAAAGAUGCUGAAUGAAGAGCUGAUGCCCUACUUCCGACCAGCGGCAAUAGCUGCUCUACCCAGUGAAGUAUUUAAAGAGCUCUCCCCAAAACAGCUUGCAAACCUCGGACCUGAGAAUGCAGCCAUUGUCACAGAGUCUCAGAAAGCCACAUUGAGCACAGAACAGCUUUCCAGCCUGCAGGCAGCAGUGGAUGGAGCAGAUUCAAAUCACUUAAUUCAGAUGUUGCUCUCUGCUUCUCCAAUCCUCAAUAGCUACCUGAUUGACCAAGCUUUUGAUGAGCAGUGGUCUCUCUAA
Messenger RNA from Hemiscyllium ocellatum (epaulette shark), 3150 nucleotides. Its product is annotated as otoancorin-like. The coding region runs from base 1 to 3150 and encodes 1049 amino acids. The record is from RefSeq and is a predicted model, not a curated record. Gene Ontology annotation, cellular component: cell surface. Gene Ontology annotation, biological process: cell-matrix adhesion. The transcript is spliced from 24 exons. NCBI's taxonomy places the organism in Eukaryota, Metazoa, Chordata, Chondrichthyes, Orectolobiformes, Hemiscylliidae.